Branchiostoma floridae (Florida lancelet) is the source of this 1214-nucleotide messenger RNA. RefSeq names its product regucalcin-like. The record is from RefSeq and is a predicted model, not a curated record. Gene Ontology annotation, biological process: L-ascorbic acid biosynthetic process. NCBI's taxonomy places the organism in Eukaryota, Metazoa, Chordata, Leptocardii, Amphioxiformes, Branchiostomatidae. Gene Ontology annotation, molecular function: gluconolactonase activity; enzyme regulator activity; calcium ion binding. The transcript has 6 exons. Bases 1 to 891 code for a protein of 296 amino acids.
AUGUCUGUUACUGUGGCUAUAGCAGAACCAGGUCAGCAUACGGAGGGACCACACUGGGACCACCGGACCAACACGCUGUUAUAUGUGGACCUGCUGGACCCGUGUGUGUGCCGAUGGGACCCUGUCACAGGGGAAAGGGACACAUUCAAAAUGGCCUGCAGCCCCGGUUGCGUAGUUCCCCGGGAGUCAGGAGGAGCAGUGGUGGCUGCUGGGACCAGGUUUGCUUCCAUUGACUUCAGGACCAGGCGGCUGACCACACUCGCGGAGGUGAACCACGACAAACCUACCAACAUCUUCAACGACGGCAAGUGUGAUGCAGCAGGCAGGUUCUGGUCAGGCACGAUGGGGAAAGAUUCUGCGUUCGGAAAGUUCGAGUUUGGCGCUGGGUCACUCUUCUGUUUGCACACCGACCGAACUGUCAAGAAGGCACUAGGUGGAGUGAGUAUCUCCAACGGGCUGGCGUGGUCCCCAGACAACAGCGUCAUGUAUUACAUCGACUCACUCCAGUUCAGUGUGGACGCCUUUGACUACGACUUGUCCACUGGAACACCGACAAAUCGUCGCAAAGUUCUUACUUUUGACCCUGCUACCUCCGUCCCCGAUGGCAUGACUAUUGACACCGACGGCAACCUGUGGAUAGCCUUGCUUAACAGCGGUCAGGUGGUACAGGUAGAUCCGAACACAGGUACCCAGCUCCGCGCAGUGAAGUUCCCCACUGACCGGGUCACCUCCUGCUGCUUCGGUGGACCUGACCUUGACGUUCUGUACGUCACCAGUACGAGGGUGAACAUGUCGGCGGAGCAGACCCUCCAACAGCCUCUGUCCGGGUGCGUCUUCCAAGUCACCGAGCUGGGCGUCAGGGGGAGUCCCGGGAUGGACUUCAGAGGCUGAACCAGCAUCAGCCAAUUCAAGACUAUAAGUUUUUUUUUUAAUCAAAAACAACAACAACAAUAGUUCAUUUGUCAACUACUAAGACUAGUGUUUGUACAGUCGAGUACUACAAGACUACAAGUUGCCAACUUUUUAGAUGUCCCGCUAUUCUUGAAUUCUUCAACAUUGGUCAGGCCAUGACUUUUUGUUCGUUCGACAAAGUUGCAUCGCGAUGUAACUGCAAGUAUACAGUGCUCUUGAUGAAUUUGCUUUCCAUUCUAGCUAGUCGGUGACAUUAGCGGAUUACUUGCGUAUAUAGGUUGACAACCACAGUGUUUUGAUGU